Messenger RNA from Saccostrea cuccullata (small rock oyster), 2128 nucleotides. Its product is annotated as mucin-5AC-like. The record is from RefSeq and is a predicted model, not a curated record. Lineage: Eukaryota; Metazoa; Mollusca; Bivalvia; Ostreida; Ostreidae. Bases 183 to 1787 code for a protein of 534 amino acids. The transcript is spliced from 8 exons.
CCCUGUAUACACAAUUAAGUGCAUUCGUUUCAAACUAUAUGACACUAGACUGGGUAUGUAUUUCUGUUUCUCUGUUAUUGUCGCGCCCUUUUUUCUUCACGGAUAACUCAACAUUUCGUUUGUAGUUGAAGUGUAGAAUUAGAAAGUCGGUCACUACAGCUAGUUCACUGAUUCUCACUCGAAUGGAAAUAUUCCGUGGCGUUUUCCUAUGUCUUGGUAUAUGGAUGGUUGAAAAUUUUACAGGUGUGUUGGGUGAGUGUAAUGGUACCACCUUAACUGUUGCCGUGCCGGACUUUGACAGGCUUAUAUUUACCUACCCCAUUAAUUCAUCGGGAAACUAUGACAGAUAUUUAAAUUGCCAGUGGUUAUUUGAAUCGACAGACACAAGCCUGGUCUUCAUAUUUCAAGUGACGGAUCUAUUGGUUCAUUGCGGAGACAUUCUUAAAGCUUAUGAUGGUACAAGUCUGUCGGCUCCGGAUCUGACUAAAUCAAUUUGUUCUAACUCUGGUUCGCCCAGUACCACGCCUCUUCACACGACGUCUUCCAAUCAAAUGCUUGUUUACUUUGAUACAGACGGUGUUUCACAUGAUAACCUGGAAAAAGGUUUUGUUUUCAAAGUAAUAUCUGCAGAACCAAUAGCUUACGAGUCUGAAGCCUGUAAUUCCAAUGUGAAAACUUUGACAUCAGCCUCAAAUGAACAGUUCUUAACAUCACCAUUCUUUCCUGAAAAAUAUCAAAGCAACAUGUCUUGCUCAUGGAACAUCACAUCGCAGCCACCAGACUCUACGAUGGUGAUUACUGUGCGUUUUCUGGACACAGACACAACGGUUGAUUCUGUAUGCAUAGAUUAUAUAACUUUGAAUGAUGGACAAAUUGAAGAAAAAUUAUGUGCCCGAGCUAGCUUUGAUCCACAGAUACGAACGAUCAACACCUCAUUUGUUCUCGUACAAUUCUAUUCUGAUGGAGAGAACGAAGGCAGGGGCUUCCUUUUGGUUUACAAUACUAUCGAACCAACAACAACAACAUCAGAACCUACAACAACAAUAGAACCUACAACAACAACAUCAGAACCUACAACAACAACAUCAGAACCUACAACAACAACAUCAGAACCUACAACAACAUCAGAACCUACAACAUCAGAACCUUCAACAACAACAUCAGAACCUACAACAACAACAUCAGAACCUACAACAUCAGAACCUUCAACAACAACAACAUCAGAACCUACAACAUCAGAACCUUCAACAACAACACCAGAACCUACAACAACAUCAGAACCUACAACAACAACAUCAGAACCUACAACAACAACAACAGAACCUACAACAACACCAGAACCUACAACAUCAGAACCUACAACAACAUCAGAACCUACAACAUCAGAACCUACAACAACAUCAGAACCUACAACAACAUCAGAACCUACAACAACAUCAGAACCUACAACAACAUCAGAACCUACAACAACAUCAGAAUCGACAACUUUUGAUAAAUCCACAUCUAGUUCAUUUCUAGCUUCCUCUUCUACAACGUCAACAACAGAAACCAACUGGUUAACUUCGAGAAGUGAAGUGACGUUUGAAGCAGUGAUAGUUUUAGCUGUGUUCUCCUUCUUGGUUUUAGCUAUAGGUAUUACUGCCACAACUGUGUUUUGUUUUUCUGGGAAACACACUGCACAAAAACAUGGUCCUUCCUUGUCUACAGAUUCCAAAUCUCCGAGCAGACACUGGAGUGACUGUUUUGAUGAAGACAAUAUUGUUUUCAAUCAGUCGUACAGAGCAUGACAAAUACUAGUAAACAAUAUUAAACACAUUAAAUAUUUUAAGCAUUUAUUUGUAGGUGUUUUCCCCAACAAUCUAUAAUUUGAGCAGGUGUGUUUAUAUUUUGUAACUGUUUUACAAUGAAGAGUACACAUCAUCCUUUGACAGAAGAUUGAUUGAAGAACAGAUAAAUAAUACAAUUUUCUUCAGAAAUCAGCAUCUUAGAUCAUAAAAUGUUUGCAUACAUUUAUUUUUAAAAUGGAUGUCAUAACGAACCUAGCUCAGCAGUCUACAAGAGAAAUACUUAGUAUACUUUUAAAAACAGAAUCAGACAAAUAAUGAUAAUGAUGGUGUAAAAUGAUGAU